Molecule: messenger RNA, 675 nt
Organism: Fragaria vesca subsp. vesca
Lineage: Eukaryota; Viridiplantae; Streptophyta; Magnoliopsida; Rosales; Rosaceae
Product: putative ribonuclease H protein At1g65750-like
Exons: 1
Coding region: 1-675 (224 amino acids)
Source: RefSeq, a predicted model, not a curated record
AUGGGGCUUUGGCAUAUAUGGAAAUGGAGGUGUAGCUUUAUUUUGGAUCAGAACUUGAAAUUCCCAAGUUGGCCUUCCUUAAUUAUUCACCAGUUUACUAGAGAUUAUUUUGAGGCAAAUAAGGUUGACCACUCAAAACCUCCACGACGAGUAGUGGAGCUUUGUUGGCACUUUCCGCCUAAGGAUUGGUUUAAACUUAAUGUUGAUGGCAGCUUGCAUAAAAAUACUGGGAUUAUUUGUGCUAGAGGAGUCCUUCGGAAUGAUAGAGGUGAAUGGUUGAAUGGUUUCUCUGCCAAGUUAGGCAUUGGACAAGUCCUUGAAGCUGAACUUUGGGGACUGUUGAAAGGAAUGGAGAUGGCAUGGCAGCAUGGUUGCAACUCUUUGGAAGUUGAAGUAGACUCUCUUGUUGCAGUCAAAUUGGUCCUUUCUGUUAUUGAUCACCUUCAUCCUCUCUACAGUCUUAUAACAAACUGCCAGGAGUCUCUUAGUAGGAAUUGGAAUGUGUCUCUUAUCCAUGAUUACAGAGAAAGUAAUUCAGUGGCUGACUUGCUAGCAAGCAUUGGUCAUGGUUAUGAGCUUGGGUGCAGAUUCUUUAGCUCCCCUCCUAAUGAUGUUAUCCCUCUCUUGGAAGCUGAUUAUUCCGGCUUUUCCAAGCCUAGAUUAGUUGUGUUUUAG